Molecule: messenger RNA, 1155 nt
Organism: Lactuca sativa (garden lettuce)
Lineage: Eukaryota; Viridiplantae; Streptophyta; Magnoliopsida; Asterales; Asteraceae
Source: RefSeq, a predicted model, not a curated record
AUGCCUAUAAGGAGUAAUCGGCUAAACCCUAACCGACCAUCAGCACCACAACAACAACAACAACCGCAACCACCACCAGAAAUAAACCCCUCAAUAAGUACAGUACAACUUGAAGAAAUCAUAGCUCAAAGAAUUGUUGCAGCUCUAUCUAAUGUCACAAGAGAUGGAGUUAGAAAUGAAGGCCAUGUAGGGACCACUAGAACAUGUACCUACAAAGAUUUUAUGAAUUGCAGGCCAAAAAGCUUUCAUGGAAAUGAAGGGGUAGUUAAUUUGACAAGGUGGAUAGAAAAGACAGAGUUUGUCUUUCAAAUAAGCUUUUAUCCAGAUGAUUGUAAAGUACGAUUUGCAGCAUGUACUUUCGCUGACACAACACUUACAUGGUGGAAUAGCCAUGUGAAUACAAUGGGAAUUGAUACUUCAAAUUCCAUGAAAUGGGAAGACCUAAAAAUGAUGCUAGUAGAGGAGUAUUGUCCUAGGGAGGAAAUACAUAUGUUGGAACAAGAAUUGUGGACCCUAACCAAGAAGUGUUCAGAGAUAAAAGCUUAUACCGCUAGAUUUAAUGAUCUUGCUGUAAUGUGUCCAGCACUUGUAACCCUUGAAUAUAAAAAGGUUGAGCGAUAUAUCUGUGGUUUAGCAUCGCAAAUCAAAGGCAUGGUGAUCGCAUCAAAUCCUACGACUUAUGACAGCACCAAGAGUAUAGCUCAUCAGCUAACCCUCACAAAGAUCCAAGGAACAAAAGUGCUCUCAAAGGCUGAGUCUCCCAAAUCUAGAACAAACAAGCGCAAGUUUAAUAGGAAGAAUCCCAAACAAUCAUCUGACAAAAGACAAGAAGUGGCAACCAAUUACGCAGCCACAACAGCAGUACAUACUCAACCUAAAUCUUCAUGGUGCAAUCAGUGCAACCAUCAUCAUCCAGGUGACUGUUUUGUCUGCACGAAGUGCAAGAAAAGGGGGCAUACUGCUAGUUACUGCAGGAGCACAACACCUGCAAUAGUGAAUCAGGGAACAAAUACUGGAGCAGGCCAUGGUGAAGGAAGAAAGUGCUAUGAGUGUAGGGAGGUUGGAGACAUCAAGAAAGAAUGUCCAAAGUUAAGGAGUCAAGGAGACAUAGGACGUGGCGGGGCGUUUGUAAUCGGAAGCAGAGAGGCAAUCUAG